Molecule: messenger RNA, 558 nt
Organism: Colletotrichum spaethianum
Lineage: Eukaryota; Fungi; Ascomycota; Sordariomycetes; Glomerellales; Glomerellaceae
Exons: 1
Coding region: 1-558 (185 amino acids)
Biological process (GO): regulation of transcription by RNA polymerase II
Cellular component (GO): mediator complex
Molecular function (GO): transcription coregulator activity
Source: RefSeq, a predicted model, not a curated record
AUGGCCGACGCAACAAUGACCGGCUCCGCCACCACAAACGAGCCCUUCACCCUCGAAGAACGCAUCAAACAGCUCUGCGAGAUCGACACAAACAUAGUCCAGCUAAUGCACCACACCUCCUCCGCAAUGUCGGCCCUCGGCGCCCAGCAGGCCCCGGAAGUGACCCCGGAGCAGCAGAAACAGACCUUCAAGUCGUCCAUGGACGCCCUCCUCUCCACGCUGCACACCGUCGACGUCCACAUGAAGCGCCAGAUCAUGGGCCUCGAGGAGGCCGGCAUCAUCAAGCUCCGAGGCGACGGCGGCGGGCCCGGCGAUAAGAACGCCGGGGGCCGCCAGGUCGUCAUGAACGAGGACGCAAAGAUCGUCGCCAGGCCCUCCCUCGAGCCUAACGGCGUCGGCACCAUUGGCAACCUCGACGUCGGCUGGCUCAACAGUCGCAACAACAAGGUCGAGCGCGACAUGGAGGCCGAGCUGUGGGCCAAGAUGAGGGAGUUCCUCGAGAGGUAUCACGCGCAAGAGCAAGAAGCCAGCAGAGAGGAUGACAGGAUGCAGCAGUGA